Messenger RNA from Coffea eugenioides, 344 nucleotides. Its product is annotated as protein SRG1-like. The transcript is spliced from 2 exons. NCBI's taxonomy places the organism in Eukaryota, Viridiplantae, Streptophyta, Magnoliopsida, Gentianales, Rubiaceae. The record is from RefSeq and is a predicted model, not a curated record. Bases 13 to 324 code for a protein of 103 amino acids.
CAAACCACAAACAUGGAAUCUGGUAUGAUAAAUUUGGGAAGCUCUCUAAAAGUACCCUAUCUUCAAGAGUUAGCUAAGGAGAAAUUUGCAUCAGUUCCACCCCGAUACAUACGACCUGAUCCAACCAAACUUCAUGGGGUCUCCACAGAGGAAAUCCCAGUAAUUGACAUGCAAAGGUUGCUUUCUGAUGAAUCAGUGAAUCCAGAGCUUGAAAAGUUGCAUUUUGCCUGCAAAGAAUGGGGCAUCUUCCAGCUGAUUAAUCAUGGAGUGAGCUCUUCAUUAGUGGACAAACUGAAACUAGAGAUGCAAAAGUUUUCAAUUUGACGAUUGAAGAGAAGGAGAUU